Molecule: messenger RNA, 2239 nt
Organism: Leguminivora glycinivorella
Lineage: Eukaryota; Metazoa; Arthropoda; Insecta; Lepidoptera; Tortricidae
Product: esterase FE4-like
Exons: 3
Coding region: 570-2213 (547 amino acids)
Source: RefSeq, a predicted model, not a curated record
AGAGCCGGCUCUGCGGUCGACACACUAUUUGUUUAAAUUAUUACAAUUUGUAUCCAAAGUCCUAUUUUUAAUACACACGUAUUUACAAACGUAAUCAUUUAGUUCAAAUUUGAUGUAACGCGUUGUUCAAACACACGCGCAUCGCAAUAACGCUAAUAUAGAAUCAAAUUGGAAUAUUAUUGUACAAUUCUGAAUGAACGUAUUAGUUAGAUAAUAUAUCAGUGCUAUCGAUUACAUGAGUGAUAAGCGACUUAAGUCCACUGUGUAAGUGUCAGAGAUAUAAGAAUGAGGUUAAGACAAUCGGCGUUAUUUAAAACAAGUAAAUAAAGAGAACUGUUCCUCAAGAAUAUAGUAGAAGGAAAGAUAAAAGGAAAGAGAGGGAGAGGAAGACCUAUGAGAAACUAUUUCAAACAAACAAAAGAAAAGGUUCAGGUCGUGUAGUACCAGAAGGUGAAGGAGUUGGCAGAUGACCGGACGAGUUGGAGAUUGCUCCACCGACAAGAGCACAGCUCUUAAGUUUGAAGAGGAAGAAGAGAAAUAAGACUUAUCAAAUUCUUUGACCGAGAAACAUGAGAUAUUCGAAGAAUCUCGUAUUAUUUUCGUUAUUCGCGGUGAAUUUGGUGGACCAACCAGCUCCUGAGGUGGAGAUCGCACAAGGCAGACUGAGUGGAAAGGUCAGCGAUGACGGAUCAUACUUCGAGUAUGUCGGGAUUCCGUACGCGACGACCAAUCACAGCACUCGGUUUCAAGCACCUGGACCGCCACCAACAUGGAAGGGCACUUUCAAAGCCACAGACCACAUUUACAUGUGCCCACAGAACUCCAAGUUUGGCAGAGUUGGCAGAGAGGACUGUCUCACGAUAAAUGUCUACGUCCCUACUAUGCCUGCGCAAGAGGGACCCAUGCCCGUCAUGGUCUACAUCCACGGCGGAGCCUUUGCUCUAGGCAGCGGAGGCAAAUUUGUCUACGGACCAGAUUAUCUAGUUAAACAUGAUGUUAUCAUAGUUACGUUUAACUACAGAUUAGGCGCACUAGGCUUCAUGUGUUUAAAUAUAAAAGAAGCGCCUGGAAACGCUGGUUUGAAAGACCAGCUGGCGGCUUUGAGGUGGGUAAAAAAAAAUAUCGCCGCGUUCGGCGGCGACCCUGACAAUGUGACUGCAUUCGGUGAAAGCGCUGGAGCUACCUCUUUGUCUAUACUUAUAGCAAGCGACGCAGCUGAUGGCCUGUUCCAGAAAGCUAUCAUACAAAGCGGAUCGUCUAUAGCCAACUGGGCAAUUAAUAGAAAGCCAGUGUGGGUAUACAGCCUCAUAGCCAAACAGUUGGGAUAUGAUACGCAAGACCCGCACGAGCUGUACAAUAUAUUCAAAGACCUACCUGUAAAGGACUUCCUCAGGACCAGACCGAGGAAACCUUUAGACAAGUUCUUUGACACGCAACUAUUGCAUUUACCAUGCGUAGAAAAACCAUUUCCUGGAAUAGAACCUAUAAUAACAGAUAUGCCUUUUAAUAUGCUUGAAAGGAAGAAACUGAAUAUAUCUGUAAUUUAUGGAUCCAAUAGUAAAGAAGGUUUAUUUCUAAUAGGCGAAGAGACGCCUGCAACUGUCAAUGAAAGGAAUGGGCGGUAUUUAUUCGCUUCUGAUUUAGAAUUUAAAACAGAACAAGAAGCUGAAAAAGCGGCGAAAGAAGUCAAAGAAUUUUACUUCGGAGAGGAGACUAUCGAUAUGACAAAAAUACUAAACAUGUCAGAUCUUUAUACUCAUCUGUACUUUGAAAUGCCGUCGUUGAUUGAAAGUGAAGUUGUAAUCAAAACUACAAAUAAACCUGUUUAUAAUUACUAUUUCGAUUAUGGCGGCAACAGAAAUGUUCUGAAAGUCGUCUCUGGCUAUCGGAGCGCUGGAGGUGCCUGCCAUGCCGAUGAGUUAUUCUAUUUAUUUAAAACAGACUUUUGGCCAAAUUUUGUGGAGAUUUGGAACAGAAAGGAUUCAAAAACAAUAGAUACAAUGACUAAAUUAUGGACCAAUUUUGCUAGAUAUGGGAACCCAACGCCAGAAUCCGUCACGGAUCUCCCACAAUGGUCCCCGAGCUCUCGAGAGGGGUUAAAACUACUCUAUAUAGGGGAAGAGGUCAAAAUGGGCCCAGUGCCUAACCCUGAGGCCUACGAAAUGUGGCGACGAACAUUUUUGACCUAUCGACGAAAAAAGGUAGACAAUUGAUUAGUAAAUUAUUUAUUUCUUACUAA